This is a messenger RNA of Henningerozyma blattae CBS 6284, 1347 nucleotides long. Its product is annotated as tRNA threonylcarbamoyladenosine dehydratase. Bases 1 to 1347 code for a protein of 448 amino acids. Gene Ontology annotation, biological process: cyclic threonylcarbamoyladenosine biosynthetic process. The transcript has a single exon. The record is from RefSeq and is a predicted model, not a curated record. Gene Ontology annotation, cellular component: mitochondrial outer membrane. Gene Ontology annotation, molecular function: tRNA threonylcarbamoyladenosine dehydratase activity; ubiquitin-like modifier activating enzyme activity. Lineage: Eukaryota; Fungi; Ascomycota; Saccharomycetes; Saccharomycetales; Saccharomycetaceae.
AUGGGCAAUAAUACUUGGAAAGUCAUUACCGCUACAGCUUUGUUGACAGUAGCAGCUUGUAAAUCAUGGCAAGUGUUGUCAUCUCAAUGCAUUUCUCCAACAAAUGUAAAGGAACCUGUGGGUGAUAAGAAAAAAUACAAGAAAAAAUUGGUAUUGGAUACUCAGGAUUAUGAUGACGAAUUGUUUAGAGAACAAUUGGCUAGAAAUUAUGCGUUUUUGGGGGAAGAUGGGAUGGAGAAAUUGAAACAACAAUAUAUCGUUGUUGUUGGAGCAGGUGGGGUUGGGUCAUGGGUUGUGACGAUGCUAAUUAGAUCCGGGUGUAGUCAUAUUAGAAUCAUUGAUUUCGAUCAAGUCUCAUUAAGUUCUUUGAAUAGACAUUCAUGUGCCAAUUUGAAUGAUGUGGGGACUCCCAAAGUGGAGUGCUUGAAAACUCACAUGUCUCAAAUUGCUCCUUGGUGUGAGAUUGAAGCUAUAAAUGAAUUAUGGACCAUUGAAAAUGCUGACCGUUUGAUUCUAGAGAAUUCUCAUGAUAAUAAACGUCCCACCUUUGUUAUCGAUUGUAUAGAUAACAUCGAUACAAAAGUGGAUCUUUUGGAAUAUGUCUAUCGUCACAAGAUUGAUGUCAUUUCUUCUGGUGGUGCUUCCGCCAAGAGCGAUCCAACUCGUAUUAAUGUUGGUGAUAUGACCACCACUGAAGAAGAUCCCUUGGCUAGAUCAGUAAGAAGAAGAUUAAAGAAAAGAGGUAUCACCACUGGUAUCCCUGUAGUGUUUAGUGCAGAAAAACCUGAUCCUAGAAAGGCCAAAUUAUUACCUUUACCUGAAGAUGAAUAUCAAAAGGGGUCCGUAGAUCAAUUGAGUGCCCUAAAGGAUUUCCGAGUCCGUAUCUUACCUGUCUUGGGGACCAUGCCAGGUAUUUUUGGGUUAACUAUUGCCACUUGGGUUUUAACUAAAGUAUCUGGUUAUCCUAUGGAACCAAUAGAAGGUAAAAAUAGAAUUAAAUUAUACGACGGGAUUUACCAAUCUUUAGCCGGUCAAAUGACCCGUAUCGGAAUGCCCGAUCAAAGGGUCCCUAUCGCGUUAAAGGAUGUGGGUUAUAUAGUGGAGGAAAUCUUUAGAGGUAAAUCCCCAAUCUCGGGAUUUUCUACUAGAUUGACUUUAUCCAAAUGGGAUCCCUCAUUACCUGUUUCUUUGCAAAACGUGGUUUUAAUGACAAAGGAGGAACAAAAAGAUCAUGAAUUAAAAAUCUUAAACGGUAACCAAAAGUUACAUGAGGUUUACCCACAAGAAGUCUUGGAUUUAGUAGCUAAAAGAUUUGAUGAAGAAAAAUAUUAUUCACAAUUCCGUUAA